Messenger RNA from Mycena indigotica, 1044 nucleotides. RefSeq lists its product as uncharacterized. The record is from RefSeq and is a predicted model, not a curated record. The coding region runs from base 1 to 1044 and encodes 347 amino acids. The transcript is spliced from 9 exons. NCBI's taxonomy places the organism in Eukaryota, Fungi, Basidiomycota, Agaricomycetes, Agaricales, Mycenaceae.
AUGGUAUCGCAGGUCUUUGGCACCCUUGUCGCUGCCGUCCUCGUAAAUCUUGUGUUAUUUACACUCGAGUUUGCCAUGGCCUGCCAACUCUUCUCAAAGAAACGAGAAGAAGUCAGUCGAUGGACCAAAUUCAGGGUUUGGUUUACCCUCAUCAUCGACACUGCUGCAACACUUUCUUCUUGUGUCUUCUUGUACAUGUUCGAGGAGUCACACUGGGACGAAGACGAACAUGACGAGGAGCACGAGCGUUUCUGGCAACUCAUCAUUGGCACCCUCAUUAUUGGCACUGUGUCUUCUGCACUCGCCCAGAGCUAUCUUAUGGAACGAUUCUGGAGGAACAUCCGCCACCACCUACUUGGCACUGCUUUUGCUGUUUCGCUUCUCGUCUUGGCCGCAAUCGCAUCUAUAGCUUCCCUUGUCACAUGCGCCUACAUGCAAUGGACCAAGGCCGAAACUGACAACAUCAAGCCCUUCGUUUGGCUUGCACUUAUCUCCAACUUGGUUUACGCCGUAGGCAUCACCGCUAUCUCCGUUUGCCAGCGCUUCGCCAUGCGCACCGCAGGCCCUAAGCCGCGAUUCCUCAACAGGGUGUUCCGUGGCUUCGUCGAGACCGGCAUGCCAAGCAGCAUCGUCGUCAUUCUGGCCCUUAUUGCCUGGGUCGUUGACAACAUCGCUGUCUACGUCAUUGCGCUCUACUUCGUCCAAGCACGCAUUUACUCUUGCACGAUGCUCUACUCCCUUCGCCAAACCAAACUCGUCCGCAUGGAGAACUGGAAGGAGGCGCUCAUCUCCACAACCAUCGCACAAAAGCCGCAGCCUGUACCGCCUCUUGCUCCGGAGAUGAUGGUCCGCAUCGAGAAGUCCGGCCGGCUCACCGGCAUCCCCGAGGAGAACCAGGCGAAGUGGUACAACAUCGACCUUAGUGAGGCGACCCGGGCAAGCAUUGAGUCAAAGGAGUUAGAGGAGGCGCAACCCAAAGAGCUUGUUGUGGGCACACCGAGGGCUAUCGUUUUACACCGGAGCAGCAUUUUGGACAAGCAGUGA